UCUAAUAACGUUUGUUCGAUUUCUGGAAGGAAGCGUGAAAAAAUUUUUGAAAUAAAAUCUUCAGAGAGCGACAACUUCUAUAAGAGACGCUUAUAUUAUUUUAAUAAAAUGGACAAAAAUAAUUUCAAAGACAAAAGAAAGAAAGAUGGCAAGAAGGAUUUUAAUGACGAUCUCAGAAAAUGUAAAACUGUCAACUGCCCAAACAAACCAGGCAUUCCCGAUGUUAGUAGACACAGAAGCCAUGUUAAAAUUGUUGGCAGGUUAGGGCUGACCAAUGACGACAGAUAUGUGUUGAAUUGUGCUGCUACGAUAGAUGAUAGACCAAUUCUUACGAAUAUUACUCAAGAUGAGCCGAUAAGGAACAAACGUAGUGAACAACCAAUGGAAUCCCAAGGCAUUCAAGUGAAUUUACUUCAAGAUUCAGAAAAUAAAAAAAGAUACGGGCCCAUGAAAAAUAAGUAUAGUCAAUGUGUAUGUACUGGCGGAAUACUUAAAUCGGAAAACGAAACUGCUAAAGGAUUUCAAACUCCCAUUGUCGUCAUUUCUGUGUAUCCCAAAGAAAGCGGGAGUGAUGGUCAUAUGGUCAGAGUUGAAGAAAGACAAAUGUCUCCUAUGGAAAAAAUGGAAGUCCAACAAAAAGUAUCAAGCAAGGAUAAAAAAUCAACAUCUCAAAGGCUAGCAUCGGCAAAGGAAGUAUUCUCAAUUAACAAAGAGUAUCUAAGAGAACCUAACAAAAGUAAAAUGUUUAAAAACAAUCCGAAAAGUGUAUCUCCAAAUCGUUUUUCAAACUCUACUAGAAAUCACAUUCCUCUUGGAAGCUCUAGAACAGACGUAUUUAGUAAAAGAAGUAAAGCAAAAUUAUCCAAAACACUAUACCAAAGUAGACAAGAUACGGAAACAAGUGGAGGCCAAAAAAAUUUAGACACAAAUCGAAAUUUGGCAAAGAAAGCUUUAGUCGACAAUUAUAUAAAUAAACUGGAAACUGAAGAAGCUAAAAAUAAUAGAGCCAUAGCGAAACAUAAAUACACCGCACCAAAAAAUAAAGCUUCAAAGGUCACUGUGAAUAUUGAUGGAGAAUCCGAACGUUAUAAUUUACUUUUUAAACAUGAUAGACAAAAUACAGAUUUUUCAGUAAGAAAGACUGUUAAAUCAAAGAAGAAUGCACACAUUGCCUCUAUGGAAAAUUUAUUAAUUUUAACAGAUGACACUAAAAUCCCUGCUUCUGGAUCGUUAUCAUACUCAGCCAAUUCACCCAAUCCAAGUAAAGCAGAAAAAAAUCUAGAUAAAAGAUCUUCCAACUUAUAUGUUCGAGACAGUAUAGAAGUUUUUCAUGGACGAACGAGCUCUGGCAACUCAAAACAAAAAAUGGCAGAAAAAAAUAACAGCAAUCCGAUUGAAAAUAAUUAUGAAGGACGGGCUAAGCAUUACCGUGGUGACCCGUGCGUGAUUCCAGAUCCUUCUGAAAGAGACAAGGAGAUAAGGCAGUUGUUGGGUAUUUUAACGGGGCGAAACUUAAACGAGCCGAAACGAAAUUCUCGACUAUCUCAGGAAACCUUUGUUGUAAAAAACUGCGAAGAAUGCUGCAUCGAAAACGAAUGCAAAAAGAAAGUAAAACUAAGUAGCAGUUUAGCAAAACUAUUCCCACAAAAAUUGAUAUCAAAACUACAAUGUAAAUCAAAGGCUGAUUUAAAGCACUCCGAAACAAAAUAUUAUGAAUUGAACGACAUUGUUCCAAUAAAAACAAAACUUAGAACAGGAGAUGGUCAACCAACAAAUUGUGGAGUCACAGAGCACGACAGAUUAUGUACAAACCAUUCCAACCAUUCCAAGUCGAAUAAUAAUGUUAUUUACAACAAUAGAAAUGUAGAAAGUGGAAAUGAUGCCAAUCUUAUUCUAAAUAGAAAUAUAAAUGUUUUUUUAGAAGUAGAACAGUUUACAAAACAAAAACCUAUAAUGUUGACUCGAAAACAAUAUAAUAAAGUUAAGAGAACGAUACAAAAUGCUGUAUGUAAAAAGUUUAGCAAUGAGAGAAGAAAAGCUAAUUACUAUAGUAGCGUUACAAUUGGAGAAGUAAGAAUAAAAUCUAAAUUUCCAAGAGUUUUACGAUUAAGCAAGGAGACGCAAACUGAUAGUAUUAAAAACAUCAGCUCUGAUAUGUUAUCUGAAAAGUAUAUUGAAUCUAAAUGUUCAUUUAACUGGGAUAUAGACAUUGAAAAGAAAAAUGAAUUGAGCGAAUCGACAACAGAGGAAAAUCAAAAUGCUCAGUUAUUGAGUAAGCCAAGAAACAUCGUUUCGUCGAUGGAGGUCCGAUAUGCUAGCGUAUCACUAAUGAAGCAUGUUACUUAUUCGUCACUUGCGUGUUAUAAUGAUAAUUCGAUUUUUGUGGAACAAAAGGAUUCAAACUCAAUUCAUACUAUUUUUAAAGGUCACAAGAAGUCAGUGACACCAAACCUCGGGACAUCUGCAUAUUCUUUGUACUCCAGCAAUAGUAACCGUACAAGCCUAAGCCAACGAUCUGAAUUGAUCGACUCAAAAAAGAAGCCGCUACUGCAGCGUUUGGUGUCGUGUCUUAUAAUGAGAUCAAAAGUGUCAGCAAUAAAAAUAGGCAAACCACCUCAUAAGCAACCAACUAAGAAUAGCUCAAUUAACUCGUAUAAUAUCAACACAUCUUUCGCGGUAGGCAAAGAAUAAUUUAAUUUUGAUACCUAGUUACGUCCGCCUUACCGCUUAUAUAACACUGUGUUAGGUAU
Pieris rapae (cabbage white) is the source of this 2750-nucleotide messenger RNA. Its product is annotated as transcription factor stalky-like. Lineage: Eukaryota; Metazoa; Arthropoda; Insecta; Lepidoptera; Pieridae. The record is from RefSeq and is a predicted model, not a curated record. Bases 109 to 2691 code for a protein of 860 amino acids. The transcript has 9 exons.